AUGAAUGAAUUCUACCAUACUGGUACGGGUUUCGUGCACUUUCUGAACUCAAGUUUCCUUUUUGUGCUCUUUUUUAGAACCGUGGUUAUGGAACGUCAGGAGGCCCGCUUUGUACCCAGGGGCGAGCAGCUCGACCGACAGGCAUUCAAGGCUGAUCUCCCGCGGGAUAAGUGCCGCGUCAUCCGUGAAUUUGUGGCUGAUAUUUUUAACCGACAUAUCACUGAGGCCCUCAAGCGCCGAAACACCAUACGACAGGACUUGAAGUCACAGUCCAUUCGCAGACUCUUCGUCGAUGAGUUGGGCAAACAGAUCAUUCCGCCCUCUGACGAUGGCAGUACUGGUGGUUCGACAGCGAAUGCCCAUGGCCGGCGUGCCUCCCUGAACUGGGAUCAGUUCGACCUGAUUGUAGGCUUAUUAGAUGAAUCCCUUCGGUAUGAGGACAUGUCCUACAACACUGUGAUUGCGCCCCUCGUUGUCGACCUGGCUACGCGUCUCAGCACUCAACUUGGUGGAAUCCGCUAUUUCGCCAACAUGACCCACAGCAUUCAGCGCCACCGCAUAUGGGGAGACCUCACCUUUUGGGAAGAUGUCUUCAAUGAACAGGUGAACAACCAACUCCGCCAACUGUACCUUUAUCACUCGGGAGAGCAACAGGCGCAGGAGACUGCGUCGCCCAACUCUUUUCCUGCCUAUUCAACGGACCUCAGUACUCUGGAGAUCGCUGCUGAGGAGCUGCGCAUAGGCAAAUUGCGUCCCGCGGAAAUGCAGACCACCUUACAGAUGCACGAGGAGAAAACCCUCUGCGCUCAGAUUGUGCAUUUCAUCAACCUUAUCAUCAAUUUCUGUGUGCCCCUGAGGGCGGCAUCCUCCGUGGCCCAGGGCGGUCAGAAGGGUGGCACAUCGGGAGACCUCUUGGAUACCUCUGGUCCCUAUCCUGCAACUGGAUCGGGGACAUUGCAAAGUGGAUGGCCUGUUAAUACACCACACGGCCAGCAAAGGAAGGAUACCGGUUUCUCUAGGUGGGUACUUCCAUGCGAAGGUUAA
Messenger RNA from Dibothriocephalus latus, 1044 nucleotides. NCBI's taxonomy places the organism in Eukaryota, Metazoa, Platyhelminthes, Cestoda, Diphyllobothriidea, Diphyllobothriidae. The record is from the annotation of a GenBank genome assembly.